GGCUCCGCAAAUGAUGCUACAUUGUGGCAUACAGCUUGUGCACUGAAUCUCCAUGUUCCUGCUGGAAAAUAUUUUCUUGCAGAUGUAGGUUUUUGUAUUUGUUCUGUUCUCAUGGUUCCAUACCAUGCAACUUGCUAUCACUUGCAAGAAUGG
Molecule: messenger RNA, 153 nt
Organism: Coniophora puteana RWD-64-598 SS2
Lineage: Eukaryota; Fungi; Basidiomycota; Agaricomycetes; Boletales; Coniophoraceae
Exons: 1
Source: RefSeq, a predicted model, not a curated record